UUCAUUAAAAACGUAUUAAACAGGCAUGUGCCUACAUGUGGCUUUACUGUAACGAUCAUAGCACGGAGGUACAGCGAGAUGGUGUAAACCGUAUAUUAGGUGGUUUACAAAUGUAUUUAUUUUUUUGAUCAGUGGUUUUAAACGAGUUUAUUUAAUUGAACUGUUCGAAAGAACCGAUUCGUCGAAAUGAUUCAUCAUUCCCAUCACCAGUCUGUGUGAUGUAUCGUUACGUUACCAGAUACACGCUGUAAAAACAUUUUGAUAUGAUUUUCAUUAAUAAUUUCGAUCAGCAUGAAAUAUUCGUUAAAUACAUGUAGAAAUCUGACAAAAAGAUACCACUGCCGCUAUACGGAACUAAUGACAGCAGAAAUCGAAAAGCGUGUUAAGCCUGUCCUCGGAUCAGUUUUUUUCCGUUUGAAUCCUGUUUAAACGAGCAGCAGAACGUCCUCAGAGCUGUUCCCGGAUCAGCCAUAAACACCCAAGGCUGCAGGCAGCACGCACACUGAUGAUGUCAUUCGCCGAGAACAACAACAGUCUCUCACAGGGAUUCUUAGCGGCUUAGUUUGCUCUAAAAUGCUGAUUAAUUCUCUCUAAUUAAACGCCUUUUUGAAUUAGGAGCCCAGUCAGACCAUCACGAUAGUUUGACUUAAAGUAUUGCACUGAGCGAACUUUAGAACAGAAGAUGUUUCACAGCUAUCGCUAAAAGAUGUCAGGCCGCGGUGACAAGCUAACGACGCGCCACUAGCUGUCUGUGCAAGUUUGAAAAAAAUUACACGUCUUUUUUUUUUUUUUUACGAGCUUUUCUGAGCGAAGUGCUACAGUGUUUGCGAAUAAUAUUAACUUGACAUCUCAGAAAUCUGCUAGUAUGUUAAAGGUUCAGUUAAACGUCUCUCAGUGAGAGCAAGACAAAAGGAUGAUCUUGAAGAGUUAACCAAGCACUGACAAACAUGCCUCAACGGAAGAGAGCCCUUGUUCCCAUUAAUGCAAGGAGAAGGGUUAAAGCUGAUGAAGAUUACUUCCCUUUCAACUCUCUACCGGUGGAAUGUCAACUCCAUGUGCUCUCAUUCCUCAGCGAAGUGGACAAAUGCAACUCUGCCCUUGUGUGUGCGAGCUGGAGCUGCUUAGUGCGCUCUGGGAAGCUCUGGAGAGUUGCAGACUAUUCCCGCCGUGGGGUGUUUAAUCUGGGCCAGGAGGGUCUGCUUGUUUCCAACAGAGAGUUUGAGCGCUGGAAAGCUUGGGUUCACCAUUACACACAUCAUCUUAUAUCCCGUGGGGCUAGUUUGCUUACUCUGAAGGCCAGUUUUGAUCUAGGGGACCAGUGCAAUAAAUGGGGCGAGCUCCUGUCACAUCUUCUAGAGAACGUGCAUUGCCGGGAUCUCAGUCAUUUAGACUUGAACUGGACAUUUACGCUGCUGGAACCUCUCGACCUCCGUGUCCACACCAGUUCUAGUUCUCAUCAAGAGAAUAUUACCAAGAUGGACCAGGUCAACAACUUUCAUAUUCUCCUAGCCAGGCUCGUCCACAGCUGUCCCAGGAUUUCCAAAAUGCGCCUGCACUUCGACUGGUCCGAAACAUCCGUUGCGCUGAUCACUCAGUUCCAACACCUCCGUAUCUUAGAAUUGAAGUACUUUUGGGUAUUCAAAGGGGUCAGUCCGAACACUUUACAGCUGCUGGCAAAAUCGCUGCCCAAUCUAAAAUCCCUCACGCUCCAUGUUCUUGUUCCACUGCGAAAUCUAGGAAUCUCGUACACCCUUGAAUCCCUUUCGCUCGAGUUCCUUGAUGUGUCACCCAGUCGAGGUCUGGUCUUCUCCUGCCUCAACCUCCCAGCGCUGCGAGAGCUACGGGCGAAAAAGAUAGUUCGGGGCAUUACUCUGGACCGUCGGACUCGACUACAGAUACAGAGUCGAUGGCCCUGCUUGUAUCAGGUCUUACGUGAAGGGACACCUAAACUUCAGGCCCUUAACAAUGAAAGACUCCUUCCCAGCUGGAAAGAGCAAAGUUACAGAGAGCUGACAUCAAUCCUCCAGCAGUCUUGCUACUGUCUUCAGCAUUUAGACAGCUGGCUUUGGUGAAGUUGAGACUUUUACAGACAAUUACAGGCAACACAUAAUGGCCGAAAUAAGCACAGCCACAUCCUGAAGUAAACCAUGUUGGACAAUUCGAAGGACCAAAAAUAGAAUCAGAUAACACACUUCUGCUGAUCCUUUCAAUAUGUCCAGAUUCUUAACUAUACAAUCAUGCCUCAAGAGUUUUAGCUUGUGUUCUGGCUGAAGUGUGUGCAUUUUUUAGGAGCUUAAGUGAAUUCAGGAAAAGUGUUAUAUUGUGCAAAGAGGAGAAUAAAGCGGAUUGUGGCAGGGGAGUGUGGCUCACUUUGACAAGAACUUUAAUUCCUCAAAAUAUUUCAGUCCUUGUGUGUUUCAGUAGGAAUCAACAAAACAAUUGUUGCCUUUAUUUUGUGUGCAUUUUUGUCUUGAAAUAAUUUUUAUUUCAAUGUUUUCAGCUUUCCAUGACCAAAAGUUAUGACAUUCUUGAUAAUCUAUAUUUGAGACAAUACAGACAACUUUUUUUUUUUCCGGUAAUUGAAUUGUAAUCUUUCUUUCAUAAACUGGAAUUUAAAUAGAAGGAUUACAAUUUUUAUCAAGCCUAGGAUUGUUAUUUUGAAGUAUUUUCACAUGAUUGAAAAUAUGCAUUGUGUUGCAUCUUCAUGUUUAUCCAUAUUUGGGGCAAAUGUCUCAUAAUUAAAAGGACCGUUACUGAGUUUAGGGCUUUCUAAAGAAUUAAUAAGAGUAAAACUUAAACUGAUAAUCCAUUCUUGACAUUAUGAGGUAUCAACUGACCAAUGAAUAAGCAUAGAUUGACUGAGAUCAGAUACUUCGCAUUCAUGCCAAGCAUUUAACCAAUGUAAUAUAAACUUUAAACACAGUGUCUUUCAUGAUGUCUGUGAUCUCUGGAGUAUUUUAUGAAAUGAAAAUAUUGCCUUUAGCCUUAAAAACCAAUAGAUCAAUCAUAUAAUUUAUUUUUUAUGUGCAUAGAAGGGUUUUUAUUAAUAAUAGUUUUUUUUUUCCUUUGUAAACAACUCAAUGGAUGAAAAUGUGAUUAGCAUUAUCUCAUGCUCGUCCACAGGAUGGCACCAUACCCUUUUCUUUUUUAGCUGUGUUCCUUUCUUGCCGCCCGUAAAAACAGCAGUGUGAAGUGAUAAAUGAAUUCUGUGUACUGGCUGGAAUUGAAACCGCUACAAUAAAUUCAUAUGAUUUCACUAAA
This is a messenger RNA of Carassius auratus (goldfish), 3261 nucleotides long. RefSeq lists its product as uncharacterized. The coding region runs from base 948 to 2072 and encodes 374 amino acids. Gene Ontology annotation, molecular function: protein binding. The record is from RefSeq and is a predicted model, not a curated record. Gene Ontology annotation, biological process: protein polyubiquitination; SCF-dependent proteasomal ubiquitin-dependent protein catabolic process. Gene Ontology annotation, cellular component: SCF ubiquitin ligase complex. NCBI's taxonomy places the organism in Eukaryota, Metazoa, Chordata, Actinopteri, Cypriniformes, Cyprinidae. The transcript is spliced from 2 exons.